AUGGCGCUCGCCACCUCCCACCACCGCCUCGUCAACGCCGCCGCCGCGGUCGCGGGCGCUGUCGCUGCCCCGCGGGGUUCCCUCCGCUUCGGCGGCCCCAGGACUCCUCCCCGGAGGAUUUGUUGCCUAUCUGUCAACUCAGCUAAUGUGUUGGGAGCUUCUUCAGCGACAGCUGAUGAUCCAGUUCCACAGCCAGUUGUACUGAUAGACCAAGACUCAGACCGUGAUGCAACCAUUGUGCAGCUAAGUUUUGGAGAUCGUUUGGGGGCACUACUUGAUACGAUGAAGGCACUCAAGGACCUGGGCCUUGAUGUGACGAAAGGAAGUGUGUCGACUGAUUCAUCUGUCACACAAACAAAGUUCCACAUCAUGCGAUUGGGGCGUAAGGUUGAGGAUCCAGACAUGUUAGAAACAAUACGGCUGACCAUCAUUAACAACCUUCUGCAGUAUCAUCCUGAAUCAAGUGAGAAGCUAGCUAUGGGUGAAUUUUUUGGAAUAAAAGCCCCUGAGAAUAAGAUUGAUGUUGAGGUUGCAACACAUGUCAUUGUUGAAGAUGAUGGACCGAAAAGAAGCAUGCUUUACAUAGAGACAGCUGAUCGUCCAGGCUUACUCUUGGAAGUAAUCAAGAUCAUCACGGACGUAAACUGUGAUGUGGAAUCAGCUGAGAUUGACACUGAGGGCUUGGUUGCCAAGGACAAGUUUCAUGUGAGUUACAGAGGCGCAAAACUAAACAGCUCGCUAUCUCAGGUGCUGGUUAAUUGCUUACGUUAUUACCUCCGGAGGCCUGACACAGAUGAAGACAGCUAUUGAUUGCUGUGUGGUACACGGGCUCCAAGCUACAUGCUUCGAACUCGGGCUUGUCUCGAGUUCCUGUCUUUGAAGCCCUUGCUCUGGAAUUUCUGUUUGUAAGCAAACAAAAAUGUGGCACAUAUGUUCCCAAAAUGCAUUAAAACUGGGCCCUCUGAUGCAGUUCGAUGUUUUGUUGUCGAACCUCUGGCCCCUGGGAGCUUUCAGUAGCCAUUAUCCCCAUUGGUUUCCUACCCUAGAGGAAUCAAUCAUAUUGGAUAGCAUAUUUGCGUGCUGAGUGUGUGUCUGUAAUUCAUCAUAGUAUAAUUCAUGUGCAUGUAAAAAACCAGGUUUACGUGCGUGAAGAUCUUGGUCUUGCUUCA
Messenger RNA from Lolium rigidum, 1169 nucleotides. Its product is annotated as ACT domain-containing protein ACR12-like. The transcript is spliced from 10 exons. NCBI's taxonomy places the organism in Eukaryota, Viridiplantae, Streptophyta, Magnoliopsida, Poales, Poaceae. The record is from RefSeq and is a predicted model, not a curated record. Gene Ontology annotation, cellular component: chloroplast stroma; chloroplast thylakoid membrane. Bases 1 to 810 code for a protein of 269 amino acids.